This is a messenger RNA of Schistocerca serialis cubense, 5004 nucleotides long. It is a transcript of the gene Nf-YA, whose product is annotated as nuclear transcription factor Y subunit alpha. Lineage: Eukaryota; Metazoa; Arthropoda; Insecta; Orthoptera; Acrididae. The record is from RefSeq and is a predicted model, not a curated record. The transcript is spliced from 8 exons. Gene Ontology annotation, biological process: regulation of transcription by RNA polymerase II. Bases 388 to 1392 code for a protein of 334 amino acids. Gene Ontology annotation, cellular component: CCAAT-binding factor complex. Gene Ontology annotation, molecular function: RNA polymerase II cis-regulatory region sequence-specific DNA binding; DNA-binding transcription factor activity, RNA polymerase II-specific.
AGCUGUGUACGUAGAGGUGUCGCCGAAAUUUGAUUUUUCUGUGGAUUUUUGCGUGGAAUUUGGUCAUACAUGGCCCCGUUUGCAUGAAACAAGAUGGGAGGCCAUAUUUGUUAUGUGUAAUUUUGCUCAGGAUGCGCGUUUUAAUUCAUGUUCUACAUUAUGGAAUAUUUUUGUGUUGAGUGCAAUUUUGGUAUUUUUUUAAAUUUUGCUGUGUGCAAUAUGAUGGCGCGAUCAUUAUACCAAAGUCGGAAUUACGGCUGUGGUGAAAUUCGUAGCGUAAGGCGCUUCUCGCCUUUAUGCCCGAGUCCUGGAAAAGUAAAACGCUACUACGAACUUUCCAAAUGUUUGAGAUAGCGACGUCGUUAAUAUUGCAGCUGAAAGCUUGCAAUGGAACAACAGCUAGGAGAUGGCCAAGUUACUGUUAUGCAGGCCGUGCCUGCAGGUGCAGCGGGACAACAAGUUCAGGUUGUACAGGUUAACCAAGCAGGACAAGUAAUACAAGGUUCUAAUGGGCAACAGAUUAUGGUUCAUGCUGUUCCACAGAGCCCACAAACCAUUCAAGUGGCAACACAGGGUGGACAGACAUUGCAGCCAAUUCAAGUUUUACCAGUUUCCAGCUUACAGGGUGGUGCAGGACAACAAAUUGUCAUACAGCAGCCACAACAGGCACAAAUCAUUCAGACUUCAGAUGGACAAACUUUUAUUUAUCAACCAGUGCAGAUUGAUGGUGGCGUUCAGCAAACAACUCAGCCAACUGUGAUCAACUUGAAUGGAAAUCUGGUGCAGCUGGCAGCAGGCACAGGCCCUGCUGCUGUAACAGCAGCAGCUCCAGCUCCGGUUGUCACAGCAGCAACGCAACAGCAGAUCAACACCACAAGUGCCAGCCCUGCUGCCACAGCUGUUCCCCAGGCUGUGGGUGUCAAUGGGAGUAAUAUUGUAAUGAUGGUGCCGGGUGCAAGUGGUGUGCACCAGUUUCAACGAGUACCCCUUCCAGGUGGUGCAGAAUUUCUGGAAGAAGAACCUUUGUAUGUAAACGCAAAGCAGUAUAGACGUAUACUGAAACGCCGUCAAGCCCGAGCAAAAUUAGAAGCAGAAGGAAGAAUACCAAAAGAGCGACCUAAAUACCUACAUGAGUCAAGGCAUCGUCACGCAAUGAACCGCAUCAGAGGAGAAGGGGGCAGGUUUCAUUCAGGCUCAGUGAAGAAGAAACUGGAACUUCAACAGAAUAACAACCUGCAAGUGGAAGCAAGAACAAACAUCAGCAGUGUUCCUGUAACAUCAACUAGUUCACAAGUGGAUGCAGAUAACCUGGGAUCAACACUUGUCAUUGAGGUGAGGCCAUCAGACUGUCAGAAGGCAGGUGGUGAAUGGAAUAUGUUUGACUUGUCAUAGGGCUACUAAUGUUGCACAAGAUGUGUGAAGGCGAAUGCACUCAUCGUAAUGCGUGUCUUCGUGUGUGUGAAAUUUUGUGCAACAAUGAAAUGAAGAUUUGUGAAAUUUUUGUUAGCUCAGUGAUCACAACUGAGAUGUAAAGGCAGUGGUAUUCUUAAACAGUGUUUGAGUUGUGUGGUGUCUCACAGGUGAGACGCAGCUAUUUAUGACAGUCUGGUAAAUUCAGUGACAACUUGUUUUUUUUUUUAUAAUAUGAUUGUUCAAGAGGGAGCAGUGAAUACUGCAGCCUGUCUCCACGGAGAAUGAUUAAUAUUAAUCAUGUCUAUCAAAGAAACCUCUUUGUAAAUAAUGGCAGUGGCUGGCUGGGUUUAUUAUGUCAUCUUUACCUUCGCAGGACAGUUUUUAGACGCUCUUAGUCUUCCCUUUAUUUGAGAAGACUACAAAUGACAGUGACUCUCUCUGCUGCUUAGGCAGUUUAACAGUAUUUAUGCAUAUUUUGUGUAGUUUUUAUUCUUGGUUUACAAGACUGUUAAAAAUUUGUUAUGUCAUGUGUGUUAAAUGAAUCCUCCAAAAUGUGUAGAACAAUUUCAAGAGAGUGAAUUGUAUUCGCAUAAUUUUGGAGGAGUGGACUAAAUGUUUAGCAUUCAGCACUUCAUUGCUGUAUGCUAGAGUAAAUGUAAAUAUUUGUACUUGUAACAUGUGUAAUUUAGCUUGUACAAUCAUUUUUAUAGUAUUUCAUUGAUUAAUUUAAAUAUGUGUGAUUGGGAAGUGUGCACAUGGAGUCUCUGGAAAUAGACCACAUAAAAAAAUUAAACUUUUUUGUUGUUGUAAUUGGAUAAGUCCUCACUGGGGGAAAACACACAAUUAUUGUCUAAAAGUGAUGACAAGUGCUCAUCAUUGUAUUUUUUCCAUUUUAUUAUAUUCUGGAAUGUCUACUUCCAAGAUAAUUCUUGCCUUUUUAUUUUGAAAAUGUGAAAUCAAUGAUGGGUUGUGUGUUACUGGUCAGGUAGCUUUUCUUUCAUGAAACUAAAGACAAUAAGUUAAAACAAUGGCAGUCACAUUGUGAAACACUCUUGCCAUGCCAGCAUUUCGUCACAUGUUGUAUCCCUGUGACUCAAAAUUCAAUAUUAGCACACCCUUUCCACUGUCAGUUGUUGCUAAACACUGCAAUAGAACCAAUUAUCUGUGAACCAACUGAGGAUACUGUUUCAGGUUCUUUGUUUAAAUGUACUCAUGCAUGCCCAUUGUAAUUAAAAGGUCUAUGCAAUUAUUUGCACAAAUAAAACUUGUAAUUAAUUAGCUGUCACUGUUGAUCAAAAGUUAUUGCUUCCAGCAGUUACAUGGUCUGCUUAGCCAAACUAAAACUGUUUUAACUGAUACAUAAUUGGGACAGAUCUCUUGUCCAUCUUAUGUGCAUUUCGUAUAUGGAAUGAAAAGAAACACUGAUUGGCCACAUAUAGAGUGAGGGCAGACAUUCAAAACCAGAGUUCGAAGAUUUGCUUUUUCUGAUCACACGAAUAAUCGCCACCAUUUAAAUGACUGUUGUUAACUGCACAUACCUGGAGAGAUGUUCAACUUGGCAAGUACUUCAAAUUUUCUGCUUAUCAGUUAUGUACUCCAGUUUCUGAUACCCAGGGCUUAUCAAAAGAGUGAAACUACUAUAAAUGAGAGAGAUGACCAAGAAUGUAAUGAGUUACGGGAUUGCACAGAUUUGCAGAGACUGAUAGGUGCCCUGCUUGUACUGCACUGUAUUUGAUGGGAAAAGUGAUGGUAUAUUGUGAUCACAGUAUGAAAGCUGAGAAGCUCAAUUUCUUUUUAAAUGAGGAAUUAUUUUUAGGCAACAAUCUGUUGUCUUUAAUGUUCCAACCUGCCACAUGUCAGCUGUGAAUCAUUGGCAUUGCAAUGAAUUGACUAAUUGUUUCCUUGUUGAAGGUUGGCAGUGGUGUCAUUUGAGCUAUCUGUGAAACUAAUAUUUAAUCAUGAAUUUGCAUUGUGAAAUUAUCUUCUAUAAGAAGCUGUUAGACUUGUGACUAUGUCCUUGUCAUGUAGUAGCAGUUAUUUGGAGUUUGAGAGUAAAUAAUGUAUUAAUUGUGGCACUAUGGAACAUUGUUGAGUAAUGUAGAAUGCCUAUUUUUUCUCGUUGUACUUUUUGGUGUACAUAAGGUUUUAUGAAAAAUAUGUUUUGUAAUGUGUAUAAAAUCUUUAUUCCUGUAAUUAUAGUAAAAAGUUUUUUAUAAUUGCUGUUACAAGUAGUCUAUGUUACUUUUGUUAAGAUCAAAAUGUUAAAGGAAUAGUAUGAAAACAGCAUAGAAAGAAAUUUCAAAAGCAGUGAACAAAAUGAAAAUGAUUUUAUCCAGUAAUUUAUGUGAACAAUAUUUAAAUUUUAACUGUUUAUUUUUCUACUAUUUGCAACAGUGGAAUCAUAUUUAUAAAUAUCAUUGUCUUGGGAUUUCAGCUUUCACAAGUCAGUUGCUUAUCUGUAAAGAAAAAAAAAUUACAUUGCAAAUUGUUCUAUGAAGUUGUUAGUGAUUUAAUUUCCAGUAGUUUAUUUCAGCGAUUUCAUUUACUGAAUAACCCAUCUGUGCUGGUAAUUGUUUUCCUCAAGAUUAAAGUUUUAUAUAUGUGGAUAAAAGUAUUUUCCAGAUAUUUCUUCCAAGAAGUUGCAAUAAACAUAAAAGUUGGUAUCCGUAUUGACCAUUAAAUGUAGAGUAGUUUUGAGAAGUGCUGCAAAAAGUGAGUGUUACAGAAUGUUGAAUCAUCAUUGCCCAGCCAAAUUGCUGAAGUUGUUCACCACUCAAAAGAACUGUCUGUGAAACUAAUAGCAUCUCCAAAGGAGUGUCAUUUGUCUCUGCCUGCUAAGUGUUGGACUUUCGUUUUUACCACUGCCUUCCAACAGAGAUGUUUCAAUUUUGAAAGUACAAAUGUAUAUUUGUUACUUGAUGUAAUUAGCAUAUACCACAGUCUGUGACUGUGAGAAAAAAAUGACAGUGUACUUAAUAGUUUUAUACAUGAGUUUUUAAAUGUACAUAUUUUAAAUGUUCCUUUACAUCAACUUUGAAGUGUCAGCAGUAAUCAGUUGUAACAAAAUUCAUCCACAGAAAAAUGAUUUAUUUAUAAUUUGUAAAAAAAAGAAAAAAAAGGUAAAAUAUUAAGACAUUCUUCCUACUUCAGGAAGGCACGAUAGCUUUGUGCCUUACAGAAGAGGUUGUAAAUAAUGAUCAGUGCAGAAAGUUAAAAGCUUCCUUUUUAAUUUAAUUUAUAUAAUGAGCAUUUCUGGGACUGUGACCACACUAAACAUUUUGUGUGUGGGUGGCAGUCAUAGAGAGCAGUUGGGCUUGAUCAAAGAUAAUGUAGCAGUGUGGCUAGAACAUGAAUUUCUGAGCUAGUAGUUGCCUAUAGGCAGAAUGGAGAGUGCAAGUGAGGGUCAGAAGCAAAGCCCAUAUCAACAAUGGUUAAUGAAAUAAAAUUGAUGUAAGGCUGUGAAGAUAGAAACCGAAUUUAACUGAGAAGUAAAUGAUGUGACUGUAAGGACAGGUGAACACGAAUAAAAAUAAAAUCAGGUGUAAUAAGAGUAUGACAUUUUCUAUGAAUAAAUUUUGUUUGAAAGCUUGA